Messenger RNA from Astyanax mexicanus (Mexican tetra), 3395 nucleotides. It is a transcript of the gene stxbp6, whose product is annotated as syntaxin binding protein 6 (amisyn). The coding region runs from base 380 to 1012 and encodes 210 amino acids. Gene Ontology annotation, molecular function: phosphatidylinositol-4,5-bisphosphate binding. Gene Ontology annotation, biological process: exocytosis; regulation of SNARE complex assembly; Golgi to plasma membrane transport. NCBI's taxonomy places the organism in Eukaryota, Metazoa, Chordata, Actinopteri, Characiformes, Acestrorhamphidae. The transcript is spliced from 6 exons. Gene Ontology annotation, cellular component: exocyst; plasma membrane. The record is from RefSeq and is a predicted model, not a curated record.
AACGCAGUCCGGUCCGCAAAGCGCGAGGCUGUGGUUUCCUCCUCCACACACUCCCUCUGCACUCACACACACUCUCACUGUGUCUCAGAGAGCAGCUCAGCUCGGCGCGUGGGGGCUGCGGAGACCCUCUAUCCUUUUCUCUCUCUCUCUUUCUCUCUCUCUCUCUCUCUCUCUCUCUCUCUCUCUCUCUCACCCCCUGCAGAGACAGACCCGACAUGCCGCUCCUGAGUUUGAGAAGAUAGCUAUCACUCUCUGCACUGUGGAAGCGGACUGGAGCUGCUCAUCUCCAGCACAAGACGGAGAGAAGUUAACCAAACAAACCUUUACAGAGUGAAGAGCUCAGAAUCUUCUUUUGUGUCCACCACUGUGCCAAGCCACGAUGAGCGCCAGAUCAGCCAUCAACAAGGAGAUCUUCACACCGCACGAUGAGCGGAUGCUGGCGGCUGUGCAGGUGAAGAGGAGAACAAAGAAGAAGAUUCCUUUCUUGGCUACUGGUGGCCAGGGCGACUACACCACCUUCAUCUGUCUGUCGGUGACCAACAAGAAGCCGAACCAGGUGUCCAUCACGAAAGUGAAGCAGUUUGAGGGCUCCUCUUCCUUUGCCAGGAGAUCACAGUGGACCCUCGACCAGCUGAGGCAGGUGAACGGCAUCGACCCCAACAGGGAUUGUCCAGAGUUUGACUUGACGUUUGAGAAUGCGUUUGACCAGUGGAUGGCCGGCUCGUCUGGAGACAAGUGCAUGUUCAUUCAAGUCCUUCACAACACCUGCCAGCGCUACAGCGCAGAUAGAAAACCUGAAUUUGUCAACUGCCAGUCUAAACUGCUGGGAGGCAACAGCAUCCUGCACUCUGCAGCAGACAGUGUGACCAGUGCUGUGCAGAAAGCCAGUCAGGCCCUGAACGAGCGUGGAGAGAGACUGGGUCGGGUGGAGGAGAAGACUGGAGAUAUGAUGAACAGCGCCCAUCAGUUUGCUGAUACUGCACACAAGCUGGCCAUGAAGCACAAAUGCUAAACUGUGCCAAACCCUCAGCGGGCUCUGCCAAGGAUGACUGGCACAUGUACAGUGGAUGGAUUUUAGAUUUUAUCCUUUUUUUAAAGAAAAAUGAAGAUUACUAUUAUGACCUAAGAGCGUUUUUAAUUUUUACGUCCUCCUGACGUUUCCUGAAGAAAAGGUGAGUGGGACAUUCUGAAGCAGCUUUAGGUCACGUUCUCCUUCCUGGCUCUUGAUGUGCAGUUCUUAUCAGGAACACUGCAGACAGGCAGAAGAAGGGCACAGCUUUCCGGGAGAACUGACCACAGUACAACAUGAAGACAUGUAGAGCAGGGGGGCGCUGGAUUACUUUUGAACAGUUAAACUGGAAAAACCCAGGACUAAGUGAUUUAUUAGCCAUGACUUAAUGGGUUCACUUACUAUAUCUCCGUAUAUCUCAUCAUGUACUGUAUCCCAUUAACCAUGUAGUGUUUUUCAGACUUCCAUUUCCAUUUUUGGAGAGAGCUGAAGGUUACCUGCCAGUAUUCCUGUUUUAGGACAUGUGAGAUGUGUGGAAUAUUGCCCAAUUUACUCCAAAUAUUAAUAUCGACAUAUACUGUAAGAAUGGGUUUGGAAAAAUCUCUGAAAGUACAGCUCUAAAAUUAUACAUAAAAAUAGUUUUUGGACUUAGACCCACUUUACACAUGCAGUACAUACACAAAUAAGCCAUAACAUUAGCACCACUGAUGGGUUAAGUGGAAAACACUGGGUGUGAAAGGGUGGGAUAUAUUCGUCAGCAAGUGAACUGUUGGUUUGUUUUAAAAGCAAGAAAACUGGAUCUACACCACUUAGAUAACACCUCCAAAAUAUCAGGCAGGUGCAAUAAAGGACCUAACUUACAGGACUUAAAGGAUCUGCUGCUAAUGUUGUCUUAGUGCUAGAUGCCAGAGUUCUUGUGGAGUCUGUGCCUUAAUUCUCUGUUCAGUGUUAGACAGGUGGUGCUAAUGUUAUGGCUGAUUGUUGUAGAUAUGUGCUUAAGAAAAAUGAAAUAUUAAUUAAUAUGAUUGAAAUAUCAGGGUUAGUGAUGAGAUGGAAAUAGUCAUUUUUUCCCUUUAUGUGUAGUAGAGAUUACUUUUUGUGACCAAAAUAUGAAAUUACUUUGGGCCUGUUUACACCUGUCAUUAAUGUUUGUUUUGUAUCUGGAUAGUAUCUGAAUAAACUUUGACCGGAUUCUGUUUAACCAUGUUAUUAAAUUCUGAUUUUUUUUCCUGCGUUAAAACUAGAGAUAAAAAUCACAGUGUAUUUCUGAAUCAGUUUAUCUGAUUUUGCUAUUUAUAGGUAUACAUUUGAGUAAAAUGAACAUUGUUGUUUUAUUUUAUAAACUACAGAAAACAUUUCUCCCAAAUUCCAAAUAAACAUUUUGUCAUUUAGAGCAUUUAUUUGCAAAAAAGGUAAAUAGCUGAAAGAUGCAGAGCUUUCAGACCUCAAAUAACACAAAGAAAACAAGUUCAUAUUCAUAAAGUUCAGAAAUUAAUAUUUGGUACAAUAACCCUGUUUUGUAAUCACAGGUUUCAUGCAUAUUGUUCUCCUCCACCAGUCUUACACACUGCUUUUGGAUAACUUUUUUGCCACUUGAUCAUCCACCUUCCUCUUGAUUAUAUUCCAGAGGUUUUCAAUUUAGUAAAGUCAAAAAAACUUUUUCCAGAGCUGUGUAUUGCAGAACAGUUCUCUGUGAUACUUUACAUUAUCUGUGUUACUGAGGAGGAUGCAUGUGUUUUCAAUUGCAUUUGGUGAUCCAAUCAACAGAAAACAUGCAUUAAUGUCAGGUGUAAAAAGGCUCUUUCUGUACCUUUUAAUUGAACACAUUUUCACUAAAGAUGCCAUUAAUCAUAAUGUAAUUAACAGCAGUGAUAUGUAAUAUAUUAAGUGGAAAUAUCUAAAGGAGAAUAAGUAACGUAUGUUACAUACUAACCGUGUAUACUGCCACUAUGAAUGGGCUUUUAACAGUGUAUGUGAUUUUCUUAAUCCAGUAACCGUAUGCCGUCACCUGAUGUUCUUGUACGAGUGGAUUGUUUUGGAGGUCUGUGUUUGUUUAUUUGUUCUGCCACUUAAAAUGAGUGUCUCAUGAAAAAAUGCUUUUCAGAUGAGACAUUUGUAGAAUUUGUAACACAUUUGUUUGAGAACUUCAUGGGCAAACUGUGGUUAUUGUGAUGUUGAGAUUGUUAGUACGUGUAGCUCACUUUGUAAAAACACACCUCAGCAGAGACUGCUGCAGACCGUCACAUCACUGGCUGUGUGUAUGUAUGCGAGUGUGUGUUUAGGGGUGUGUGUGUGUGUGAUAGUUUACAGCUUUAUCUUGUUGAUUGCUCUUCAGCAGAAGCACGAGAACACAGUUUUUGUUGUAAUAAAAACAUGUGAAAAACAA